AUGAAAGAGAUGACAUCGGAAGAUGAGCCCCUCAGGUCAAGAGGUGACCAAUAUAACGGAGCCUUUGAUUUUGAAGCCAAACCCACAGUUGCAGCUGCAGGACCUGGCGGGGGCGGGGCCAGGAGGUGGGGGCGGGGUCCGGCCGGGCCGCGGCGGUUUUCCCGCCGAACUAGGGCUGCAGGUGUGCGCUAGGGUCUCAGUUGCGGCAGCCCCCAGCCCCACUCCGCCCCUCUACCCCCUGUAGCCGCCAUGCUGCCCGCCGCCUGCUCCCACAGGCUGGUCGCUGAGCUCCAAGGAGCCCUGGCAGCCUGCCAGAGGAAGGAGAAGGAGUUGGAAGAGUCCAUUGCCCGCUGCCGAGUGUUGCUUCAACCCUGGGAAGCUCCCUCUCCCCCAAGCCCUGAGCCAGCCGGGAGCACAGAGACUAAAACUGCUUUCACAGCACAUGAACCAACUCCCAAAGACCUCAAGGAAAUGGAGCUGCUGACCCAGGCCCUGGAGAAAGCCCUUCGGGUCCGGAAAGGCAUCUCCCAGGUCCAGUCAGAGCAGAGUGCCUCCAGUGGGAAAACUGUUCCUCCUCCGAUCACUGCCCAAGAAGGCCCUGGGGCCAGGCCCAGAACUUCAAACCCAAAAGCUUAUGCUCCAGCCAAGCUUCCAACUACCUCUCAAAGGGCCAGCAGUAGGCUGAAAAAGGCUGCCAGAGCCUCCUCCCAUAGGGGCAAGGCCCCUGGAAAUGCUCUCACACAUGCCAAGCAGCCAGACAGCUCAGUGCCCAUCAAGGGGCCAGCUCAGCUCUGCCCUCAGCCUUCCCAAGGCCAGGUCCCAGGGCUCCCAACUUCCACUCCAGUUUCAGUCUUAAAAGAAGCAGGUGCUACUGGACCAGAAGAAGUAAAGACCCAACCAGGUCUUACAUCUGAGGCCUUCACACUCAAGGAGAAUGGGACACAGCUGCAGCUGCCUCUGUUCUAUAAGAAAAUUGCUUCCAGGAAUUCCAGCCUGUGGGCCCAGGUCCAGCACUCCCAGUCCAGUCCUGAUCCCGAUGUUGCUGCUGCCAAAGCCCGUUUCCUGGAGAGAAUGAAGGCGACUUUUGACUUGCCCAGCCCAGCAAUCAGUCUUGCUGAGAUCCAGGAGGAGGUGCAUCGCCUGGACCAGGCUUGCUACCUACUGACUCAGCAUCUGGAAGAGACACUGGACAUGAAUGAGGAAGCAGCUACAGCCUCUCUGAGCUGGGAGCAGGAAUACCGCUGUCUGGUCACCUUGGAAGGACUGCAAGCUGCUGUAGAACGGCAUUUGCUUAGACUACAAGAGCUUCGAGAAGCGGAGGAACAAUGGUUGCACUCUGGGCCUGUAGAGAGCUCUCCUUGGGCCUCAGCCCUGUGUUUAGGAGGAAAGGGGUCCAGCAGUUCCACCAACCGCCUUGUCUACUCCAACGUGCAAGAGCUGCAGACCGUGACAGCUCUCAAUCUUCGAGUGGCAAUGUUGAAGCAGCAGAUCCACCUCGAAAAGGUUCUGAUGGAAGAACUUCUCCCCCUGGUGAGAUCUGAGAGCCCUGCUGACCCAGCUCAGUUGGCACUGUACCGGGCUAUCCAUAGCCAGCUCUGUGAGGCUGGGGAGCGCUUCUCCAUACUGGUGAAAGAUGAGCCAUCUGUCUGAGUGUGGCAUGGACCCUAUCAGCCAUCACUCCAAUCUGGGGCCUCCCUCCACUGAAUUUAUGUUCCCCUUGCCACUUGUCAUUUAUUAGCCAGCAACCUUUGCUUUCUGUUCCCUAGGAAGUCUUGAAAGCCAUAUGGGAACAUUAAACAUCAUAGCUGAUCUCUGCCCUCCUCCACCCACAGUUCCUUGCCCUUCUGUCUUUCCACCUGGUCCAGGACUAUAGGACUCAGUAACCUAGGCCAAGGACAGGGAGGGGCUUAUUGUUUGUACUAGGGUAUGGCUCCUUGGGGAGAGGAGAGGAUGUAGAGGGACUGAAGGCUGUAAGGGGACUGUAUUGACUAAUAAUACUGAUAAUCUAAGCUGGAAGAACAAGGGGAACAGUACCCUAGAAAUGAACAUGGCCUCUUAUAGUACUAUUGGGGGCCUUAGCAAUAGAAAAAGGUUGAAAUUGCCCUAAGACCAGAGCCCGCUUCAGGGAUGUUCCACUUCACGCUUGGCCAGCACAGCACAAGACAUUUGUUCAAUGGUAAGAGAGUGAUCAUAAAAUUUACUGAAAGGCACAGUCACUCUUCAGGCUAGGACAGUUGAGGGAGCCUUCUAGGAGGAGGUAGACUUAAGUUAGAUCUUGAAGAAUAGGUGGGAGUUGGUCAGGGUGAGGCAAUAUUCUAGAUAGGGAACAGAACUAGCAAAAGAGAAGAAAUAGGAAGGCCUGACAAUUUGGAGAGAGGCCAACAAGGAUGGAAAAGUGGAUGGCAGGGCCAGAGGAAAGGGCCUCGAAGGCCAGGCUAAGGAGUAUGGACUUGAUUCUGUAGGCAAUGAGGAAGCUAUGGAAGGGUCUAUCUAUCAAGAAGUCAUAAGUUGGGCUCUAGUCCCAGCUCUGUGCCUUACUUUCUAGGUGACGGUUUCUUCAUCUGUACAAUGGGGAGAAUGAUAUUUGUAUAACUUACAUAAAGUACUUUGGAAAUGUGAGUUUUGGCAACAUUUAAUAAAGGUGUAUGACAUCUAACUUCCUGAAACACGCAUGGAUUUCAGUUACAGUUGCACUCACUUUAUAUGUAGAGACAGUUGUAUAGGAUCUACUUUUAUUCUUAAAUAUAUUUUUAUUCCAAACUUCAAACACCAAAUUCCAAAUACCAAACAUUGAACAUUUCCAUAUACAUAGG
This is a messenger RNA of Trichosurus vulpecula (common brushtail), 2813 nucleotides long. It is a transcript of the gene TEDC2, whose product is annotated as tubulin epsilon and delta complex 2. Lineage: Eukaryota; Metazoa; Chordata; Mammalia; Diprotodontia; Phalangeridae. The record is from RefSeq and is a predicted model, not a curated record.